AAAUCAGUCGGUCGACGCUUUCGGGUUGGGGGACGAACUUCACAAAAAGCUGUCUCCAAGUCGCUGUUUUCGCUAUCUGCAGGCAGCUUGAGCUCUCCGCCCUCUCCCCAGUCGCCCCGCCGCCGCGGCCUCCUUGCUGCCUGCGUCCGCUUUCGUCCUCCGUCUCCUCCUCGUCUUCCCCGCUCCGAGGAUGGAGGAGCCGCCGCGGUACAAGUUCGGGCCGUAUAAGAUCGACGCGAGGGAGGUCUUCCACGCCACGCCCCUCUCGUACGCCAUGGUCAACCUCCGCCCCCUCCUCCCUGGUCAUGUCCUUGUGUGCCCCAAGCGCGAGGUGAAACGAUUUGCUGAUCUAAGUUCUGAUGAGACUGGUGAUUUGUGGGUAAUUGCAAAGGAAGUUGGUGCAAAGCUCGAGCAGUACCACAAAGCUUCCUCCAUCACAUUCGCGAUUCAGGAUGGUCCUCAGGCUGGCCAAACAGUUGCCCAUGUACACAUCCACGUCAUCCCCAGGAAGAAAGGAGAUUUUGAGAAGAACGAUGAAAUAUAUGAUGCGAUUGAGGUGAAAGAGAAGGAAAUGAAGGAGAAGCUUGACCUAGACGUCGAAAGAAAAGAUAGAAGCAUGGAAGAAAUGGCUCAUGAGGCCACCGAGUACCGCGCUCUUUUCUUCUAGCCAGACAAAUGUAUCUCUGAUGAACUCUCUAAUUUUCUGCCACUCUUGCCUAAAACUAGCCUUACGAUUGUUUGUCCUUGAUUGCGCGGUGUGGUUCGUAUUGUCCACGGACCUGGCAGCACCAGUCCAAAUCUGAUGUAGUGAUAUUGCAAGACCGCUUGUUCAUCGCGCUGGUUAUUCUUCGUUGCGUGACUACCGAACUUAUUUUCUUGUUCCCCACUGAUCUUCCUUUUGGAAAGGGGAGGAAAGGAAAAGAUUUGAGCUUA
Hordeum vulgare subsp. vulgare (domesticated barley) is the source of this 933-nucleotide messenger RNA. RefSeq names its product bifunctional bis(5'-adenosyl)-triphosphatase/adenylylsulfatase FHIT. The transcript is spliced from 4 exons. Gene Ontology annotation, molecular function: catalytic activity. The record is from RefSeq and is a predicted model, not a curated record. NCBI's taxonomy places the organism in Eukaryota, Viridiplantae, Streptophyta, Magnoliopsida, Poales, Poaceae. Bases 191 to 667 code for a protein of 158 amino acids.